UCAGAGAUAUGAUAGGAGUGACGCUUGAGUUGAGUGACUACUAAUGCAAAAAACUUGUUAAGAAAUAGAGUUGAUUUGAAUACCAGUGCAAGUGUUGGCCAUAAGCUUAUAAAUUGAUGACAACUAACUGUUGAGUCGUUAGUUUUAAUGGUUGUAUGUUUGGAUGAAGACUAAGACUUCAAUUUAUUAGAAGAGUUACCAAAUGAAUGACACGAAUUGUUAGUGAGAGUCGUGUGCUCUCAGACCUCACCAUUUAAUACCAAUGCUUUGGUCGGUAAUCAUCAAGAAUUGACUAUAAUUUCUAACACCACAUAAGCCUCACCUAAACUUAAGCCAAAAACCACUAAAUAAGAGAGUAAUUCAUUAGAAGUUUAGGCGGAAUUGAUAUCACAUCUUAUGUUGUGUUAAGCCGUUUAUCGAUCGACUCGAGAUCUGGUAUAUACAGUCAGACUCUCCUCAUAGUGUUUGUUAGUUUGAACUGUUUGGCACUUGAAAUACUGGUGCCCACGAUAUGCCAAACACAACCAAAAGUAUAUUAUGAGUGUCACCAAUAAGUUUGAUAUGGAUGUCACUGUCACUGAACAUAAUCAUCGCAAUGCUUACCCCAUAGGACACGACAAUCAACACAUGAACUCAACAAAUAAGGGAUUUUUUAUUAAAACUUGGGUUAUAUUUAUCUUACUCUUCAUAGCCAUCACUUGUAUUGCAGGCAUUGCUGUGUUUGUGGGACUUUUUAAUCCUUUUCAGAGUUGUGUCUGUGAUAAUAGUACAUCACUUUUGUCUAAAUGUAUGAACAAUCAGACAAAUGCUGACAAUAGAUGUUUAUCUUCACUAUCUCGUGAUUGUAUAACCGAUCAAACAAAAGUUGCAUCACUUUAUGCAUCAACUAAUCGUCAAUCAGUCCGAUUACCCAAAAGUAUUGUUCCCACACAUUAUGAGGUUCAGCUCCAGACAUAUAUUGGACCACAAGAUUUCUACUUUGAUGGCAAUGUGACAAUUUGGUUAGAGUGUAGACAAAGCACUGAUAACAUUACUGUUCACAUCAAUGACAUUGUCAUCUACAACGAGUCGGUGUAUCUGUUGGAUGACCGCAAACAGCAAUUGCCAUAUAUCUCACACUUCAGUCACGAAACUAAACGACAAUUUUUUAUAAUACAUUUGAAUACAUAUCUAAAACAUGGAAAGCAAUACAUUUUGCAAAUCAAAUUCAAAGGCAAUCUUAACGAUGACUUAUCCGGUUUCUAUAGGAGUUCCUAUAAGGACAGCGCUGGCAAUAAAAGAUGGCUUGCGGUCACUCAGUUCCAGCCGACGGACGCCCGACGAGCCUUCCCGUGCUUUGACGAGCCAUCCAUGAAAGCAACGUUUGCCAUAACAUUAAUACAUUUACAUAAUUAUAUAUCGAUAUCCAAUAUGCCUAAAGUUAACACUGAAAUAAGAGGGGAAUGGGUUGCCGACACAUUUGCAGCAACGGUCAAAAUGUCAACUUAUUUAUUGGCAUUUUUAGUCAGCGAUUUUCAAUCAAUAUCUCAUGAAAAUGGAAAUUUCCGAGUGUGGUCGCGGGUCAAUGCCAUUGAAACAGCAAAUUAUUCAUUAAAAGUGGGACCAAAACUACUCAAAUAUUAUGAAGACUACUUUAAUAUAUCGUAUCCAUUGCCAAAAAUGGAUAUGGUAGCGGUUCCCGAUCUAAAUGCCGGUGCAAUGGAAAACUGGGGAUUAAUUAUAUACCGAGAGACAGCUAUGCUUUAUGAUGAAACUGUUUCUUCAUCACAUAAUCUUCAACGAGUGGCCACAGUUGUCGCACACGAAUUGGCUCAUCAAUGGUUUGGCAAUUUAGUGACUCCCAAGUGGUGGGACGAUCUAUGGUUAAAUGAAGGGUUUGCCUCUUUUAUGGAGUACGAGGGCGUGGAUGCUGUUUAUCCCAAAUGGCAAAUGUUUCAGCAGUUUGUUGUCGAUGAGAUUCAGGAUGUGUUUGAAUUGGAUUGUCUGACAACAUCACACCCGAUAUCAGUUCCGGUUCAUAAUCCGGAUGAGAUAAAUGAAAUAUUUGAUAGGAUUUCUUAUGGAAAGGGCGCAUCCAUUAUCCGAAUGAUGGCUUACUUUCUAAAUCGGGAUACUUUUAGGAAAGGAGUUUCUAAUUAUUUGAAUGCAUGGCGUUAUGAUAAUGCUGUUCAGGACGACCUCUGGAACUAUUUGACAUUAGCUGUUAAUAAUAGUCUUAAUGUUAAGAAAGUGAUGGACUCGUGGACACUGCAAGACGGCUAUCCAGUGGUCACAUUGACCCGAGAUUACGACAAUAGGAAGGCGUGGUUAACACAGAAGCGAUUUCUACUCGAUGUCAAUAACAACCAAAAUAACGGUAGUAUUGAUCCAUCGAAAUACUGGUGGGAAAUACCAAUUACUUACACAAACCAACGGAAUGCCAAUUGGGAUCCAAUUACUAAACUAUGGAUGACUCGGAGCAGUGCAAAACAUUCAAAAGUGUUUGCUAUUAAAGAUGAAGAUAUUCCUAAAAAUGACGAAUGGAUUAUAGCUAAUCUCCAAGAGGUUGGCUAUUAUCGAGUAAAUUAUGACAAAACCAAUUGGGAACUCAUAACCAAACAAUUGAUGUCAGAUCACAAUAAAAUACAUGUCAUAAACAGAGCUCAACUAAUAGACGAUGCACUGGACCUGUCCAGAGCUCAUCUUCUUGAUUAUCACAUUGGACUCAAUAUAACCCAAUAUUUGGUUAAUGAAAAGGAAUUCAUUGCCUGGGAGUCGGCUCUCAAUGCCUUUUCUUUCAUGGAUCGUAUGCUUAGGAGGAGUGCUGCCUAUGGUCUCUGGAAAGCUUAUAUUUUGAAGAUAAUAUCAAAUUUAUAUAAAGAAAUUACUUGGACUGUAACCGAGGACUCAGAGAAUAUAUUAGAAAAAUAUCUGCAAAUUAGUGUAAUCGGUUGGUCCUGUAAAUAUGGUUAUCCUCAUUGUACUCAACAAUCAAUGCAAUUAUUCAAUCAAUGGCGAGAAUAUGUCGAGAAUAAGCAAUUCAAGAAUCCGAUUCAUCCCAAUCUAAGAAGUAUUGUUUAUUGUACUGCUAUUGAAAACGGUUCCGAAGAAGAUUGGAAUUUCUUAUGGAAUCAGUUUCUUAACGUUUCUGUUGCCUCAGAAAAAGACAAACUGUUGCGGUCUUUGGCCUGCAGUCGUGAACCAUGGCUUUUGUCGCGAUUUAUGUGGCGUGCAUUCAACGGUUCCAGUGGUAUACGAAAACAAGACGCGAGUUAUGUCUUCCGAUCGGUGGCCACAAGUAAUUACGGUCGAGAUAUUGCUUAUAAUUAUUUGCGCGAUCAAUGGCAUCAUAUCGUCAAAUACUUUGGAAAAUCAUUUUUCUCGUUCGGAAGUUUAGUCAAAUCUGUGACCUCUUCGUUAAACACGGAUUUUGAUUUAAAACAGCUCCAAGAAUUUUAUAACAGUGUUAAAGACAAUGUGGGAACAGCUCAGAGAUCAUUCCUUCAGGCCAUUGAACAGACCAAAGCUAACGUGCAUUGGAUGCAAAGCCAUUACCAACAGAUCGAUAAUUGGCUCAUAAAACACAACACUUAAUCCGAUAAACAUCUUAAGUCUAAAAAGUUUUUUCUUUGAAUUUCUUAGUUUUUACUAAAAAGUUGGAAAAAAUAUAAUGAAUUGAAUCAAUCUUUCAAUUUAAUUGACUACUAAAUCAUUAGAUUAGACACAUAAUAAAUGUAAUUAAAUCAGUGGUAAGUACUACA
Molecule: messenger RNA, 3740 nt
Organism: Oppia nitens
Lineage: Eukaryota; Metazoa; Arthropoda; Arachnida; Sarcoptiformes; Oppiidae
Product: aminopeptidase N-like
Exons: 16
Coding region: 538-3573 (1011 amino acids)
Biological process (GO): proteolysis; peptide catabolic process
Cellular component (GO): cytoplasm
Molecular function (GO): zinc ion binding; metalloaminopeptidase activity; peptide binding
Source: RefSeq, a predicted model, not a curated record